AUGGCACCCAAAGACAGAGCGGCUGACCUCGAUUCGUCCGUUGGUAGGCUGACGAUCGACUCGGAGAAGAGCAACUCGGCCGACGCUGCUAGCAAACCGGCAGCAUCAAAACCAAAGGCAGUCGCUGCGGCGAUCGCUCAGAAGAAGCAACAGAAAAAGAAGCAGGAGGUGGCCGACUCGUGGGAGGACGAGGAAGUGUCGUCAGAUGACAAUGACGACUCAGCACCCGCAUCUACGCCGCCUACCAAGACACCACCGGCCGGCACAACAGCACCGCCACCCACGCCCAGCACGCCCAGCUAUCACAGCUCGUCCUCCAGGCCGACAACGUUCGGCGGCAACACACCACUGUCAGCCAACUGGAACGACUCGGGACCAUCUAGUAGUGCUGGCAGCGGCAAUGAAGGGCCGGAGCGUCGUCCAGAAAAGACGGAUGCCGUGGCACGGCGGCUGAUCGCCGGCGCUCUGGGCAUCCGUGCACCGCGGAUGACCGAUGAGCAAAGGGCAUACGAAAAGUCGUUGCGAGAGGCCGAGCGUAAACGCCGCGAGGAUAGCCGGGCCGCCGAGAAAAAGCAGCAGGAAGAGGCCGACCGCGCCAAGAAAGCCAUCUGGGACGACUAG
Molecule: messenger RNA, 621 nt
Organism: Sporothrix brasiliensis 5110
Lineage: Eukaryota; Fungi; Ascomycota; Sordariomycetes; Ophiostomatales; Ophiostomataceae
Exons: 1
Coding region: 1-621 (206 amino acids)
Source: RefSeq, a predicted model, not a curated record